Rotaria sp. Silwood1 is the source of this 633-nucleotide messenger RNA. Lineage: Eukaryota; Metazoa; Rotifera; Eurotatoria; Philodinida; Philodinidae. The record is from the annotation of a GenBank genome assembly.
AUGCAAGAUGGUAAAAGAAUGGUAUCACUGUUGCUGGAGGGAAUGGAUAUGAAGGGAACAAAUCAACUCUGGAACCCGUGGAGUUUGUACGUCGACGAUGAUCAAACGAUUUAUGUCGCUGAUCAUAGUAAUCAACGUAUUGUGGAAUGGAAACCUGGUGCAACGAAUGGGACAGUGGUUGCUAGUGUAAAUGAAGCUCAUCAAUUAAAUGGUCCAAUAGAUGUGAUUAUUGACAAAGAAAGCGAUAGUCUUAUCAUCUCCGAUUACAGGAAUAAAAGAGUAGUGCGAUGGCCUCGUCACAAUGGUACUCGCGGAGAAGUAAUUAUUUCAAAUAUCUCUUCAUUCGGUUUGACAAUGGACGAUAAUGGAUUUCUCUAUGUCGUUCAUGAUGAAAAAUAUGAAGUGAGACGAUAUAAAAUUGGUGACACUCAAGAAACAGUAGUUGCCGGUGACAAUGGACAAGGAAAUCGUCUCGAUCAACUCUCUGGUCCCCGCUACGUAUCUGUUGAUCGAGAUCAUUUAGUUUAUGUGUCUGAUUAUAAAAAUCAUCGUGUAAUGAGAUGGGAAGAAGGUACAAAACAAGGCAUUGUCGUAGCCAGUGGUCAAGGAAUAGGAAAUAGGCUAGGAUCCUAA